Messenger RNA from Polypterus senegalus (gray bichir), 2488 nucleotides. Its product is annotated as cAMP-specific 3',5'-cyclic phosphodiesterase 7B-like. Lineage: Eukaryota; Metazoa; Chordata; Cladistia; Polypteriformes; Polypteridae. The record is from RefSeq and is a predicted model, not a curated record. Bases 389 to 1783 code for a protein of 464 amino acids. The transcript has 14 exons. Gene Ontology annotation, molecular function: 3',5'-cyclic-AMP phosphodiesterase activity.
UCAGCCGCAACUCGCGCAGUCAGUCAGUCAGUCGCUGCUCAGUGCACGAGGCAGGAGAGGGUGUGGAGCUGCAACAUCGUGAGGCUUACUGAAUCCGCUCGCUCUCUCGAGCUCUCUCUCCUCUCCUACCCGUCCUCCUCCCCUCCCACACACUCUCUCUGUUGCUUACCAGUCUUCUUCUCCAAAUUGGCUUAUUUUUUUUUUGUGCACAACACAAACUCUCUCCUGGAUGCGGGUGCUGGAUUCUGCAGAACGCGUCUUCAUGAACGAGUCGCACCGCUCCGAGAUUUCACUGCACUUACAGGGCACAGACCUGCCACUAUGGUUAAAUGUCUUGUUUAAUGGUUGAGAGGCCAAUUUCUCUAAUGGACAGUUGCCAACGAUAUUCAUGGUGGGGCAAUGUGGAUGGCUUAAACUGCCUGCAGUGACCCGUCGCGAGACACUCCAUGAACCAUACGCUACCCUUCACACACAGUCACAGCCCUGCAGACCCAAAAAGAGGAGUGGGACGGCCUCGUUUGAAAAUCCUGACCGGAAUGCCACAUGUGUUCGCAUGAUAGGAGAUGUGCGAGUCAGAGGCCAAGCAGGGAUUCUCUCUGAGCGCCGCGGAUCCUAUCCAUUCAUAGACUUUCGACUGUUAAACACAACUGCUAACUCAGGAGAAAUUGGCACAAAAAAGAAAGUGAAAAGACUUUUGAGCUUCCAGAGGUACUUUCAUGCAUCCAGACUUCUACGAGGGAUUGUGCCACAGACGUCCUUACAUCUGCUAGACGGAGACUACUUGGGACAAGCCGCGCACAUGUUGUCAAAAGUGGGAACCUGGAGCUUUGACAUGUUCUUGUUUGAUCGCCUCACUAAUGGGAACAGCCUGGUCACACUUUUGUGUCACCUUUUUAACGUUCAUGGACUAAUUGAACAUUUCCAGCUAGACAUGGUUAAAUUGCACAGAUUUCUUGUUACAGUGCAAGAGGAUUACCACAGCCAGAACCCUUACCACAAUGCUCAGCACGCUGCUGAUGUGACUCAGGCCAUGCACUGCUAUCUAAAGGAGCCCAAGCUUGCCAGGUUCCUGACCCCUCUUGAAACAUUUUUGGCAUUAAUGGCUGCUGCUGCCCAUGACGUUGAUCACCCGGGAGUCAACCAACCUUUUCUUAUCAAAACCAAGCACCACCUUGCAAGUUUAUAUCAGAAUGUGUCCGUACUGGAGAACCACCACUGGAGGUCUACGGUGGGCAUGCUGCGAGAGUCUGGGCUUCUGUCCCAUCUGCCUGUGGAAAUGACCCAGGUUAUCGAACAACAGCUUGGCUCCUUAAUUCUGGCUACGGACAUCAGCAGGCAAAAUGAAUUUCUCAGCCGUUUCAAGUCUCAUCUGGAUAACGACGACUUGUGUUUGCAGGACGCCGAUCACAGACACUUCAUAUUGCAGAUUGCCCUCAAGUGUGCGGACAUCUGCAAUCCCUGCCGGGUAUGGGGGAUGAGUAAGCAGUGGGGAGAGCGAGUCUGUGAGGAGUUCUACAGGCAAGGUGACCUAGAGAGACAGUUUCAUCUUGAGAUCAGCCCCAUGUGCAACCAGCAGACAGACUCCGUUCCUGGCAUACAAAUAGGUUUUAUUACCUACAUUGUGGAGCCUCUCUUCAACGAAUGGACCAGAUUUACGGAAAACAGUGCUCUCACAGACAGCAUGAUGUGUCACCUCAGAAAUAACAAAGCCAAGUGGAGGAGGCUACUGCUCAAGCAGCACCACCAGGGAGAGGAGAACGAGCAGCUUAGCGAGGUCUCUUAGCACUGACCCCCCUUUGGUAUGACGUUCUGCUUUUAACUGCUCAAAGGAGGCGGACAUGUGAGGACACCUGUGGUAAACCUGAAUGGUGCUCGGUAGAAGUCUCUCCAUUGAAAGCGCAGAGAAGGAAGGAGAGGACAAUGCACUGACGGGGGGAGCCCUUUUGUACUGUUGCAUUCGCAGUGGUUUUCCCCAAAGACCGUGAUGAAUAAAUCAGAAAGUAAGAUAACUGUCUCGAGUGGGCAAAGAGACAAAACCUUGGAGAUGGCCACAUUCGUGUUUUGAGUGCCAAACUCACACACACACAAAAAAAGGCAGCUGGACUGCAGAAAACUGCUGACACAGAAAACCAGCAUCACAAACAAACCAACAAACAAAAACCAACAUCACACCUUUUUUUAAAGUAAAAUGUCCGCUAUUUUCUAUUUCUUCACACCAGCUAAUGGAUACAGUCCUUAAUUUUUCGUUUUCUCUUCCUUUACUUACCUGUGAGAUAAAUAAGGUCUGAACAUUACAUCCUUCUAAUGUCAAAGAGCCCGAUGUAAAGUUUUUAGACUAUGAUUGGGUGUGAACGCCCCUCACAGCACGAGGUCUACCUUCUUGGCUUUUUAUAUAUCUAGAUGUAUACUGUUAUUGGGAACUGCUGUAAAUAUUUGUAAAUAAUGAAGCUACUGACUUAAACGCCAAAAUACUGUAGAGGAUUGGUAC